AUGUUAGCGCCGAAACUGGCCCGUUUGGCGGAGCCGGAGGUGAGGUCGGCUUGAGGUAACUUUUGAUGCUGGCAAGACAUAGGCUUUGCGAGCUGCUGGCUGGCUGGUGCUGGUGCUGACCGGAGGUAGUAAGUGUUCUGGCGGGAGGCAGCAGGCACGCAGCAGGCAGGCCAGGGCAGGGCAGGGAAGCGAGGGAGGCGCCCCGGCAGGCAGGCAGGGAGGGCAGAGAGGAGGGUUGGGUUGUGGCGAGAAAGGUGAAGGGCAAGGCGAGGAAGGGCGAGAAAGAGAGAGAGAGAGGAGGGAGAGGCACGGUGCGAUCGGCUGUCAAAACUCCAGCAACGCCUGUAGGCGCGGCCUCUCUCAACACCUCGAUCGGGAAGCGAAGGCAACGAGCUCCUUCCGGGGGGUUGUGUUGGCAGGGAGCGCACCAGUCGACGCUGCGCUUCCCUCUCUGGUGUACCCGGCGAUCAAUUAGAGGUUGUUGUCGCGGUGGGAGUCCGGAAGGCAGUGCGGAGUGGGACAAGAGCGAGAGCGAGAGAGAGGUAGAGAGAGAGAGAGGGAGGAGUUUCAAGGCAGGGCGAGGCCGGAGGACACGCGAAGCGGCGGAGACAUCGUUCGCUCUAGAGAUCUUUCGUAGGGAAACAUUAUGACCAACACGGGAGGUUCUGAAAACCGCCCUCCCUUCCAAAUGUCGGAUCUUGGUGCUACUCUUCCCACUGUACCCGGUCUCAGCGCCGUAGAUCGAGCUGGAUUGGUCAAUGUCCUGAAGGACAAGCUGCAGUUUCUUGCUGGACAGUCUUCGGGAUACCUCGAGUCACUUUCUCCCAAAGUGAAGGCUCGAGUUGCAGUCCUGCAGUCCCUUCAGACCGAGCAUGACGUUCUCGAGGCGAAGUUCCACGAGGAGAGAGCUGCGUUGGAAGAAAAGUACCAAAAGUUGUACGAACCUCUUUACACCAAGCGUGCGGACAUUGUAAAUGGAGUCGUCGAUGUCGAACACAAGGCCCCCGAGGCAGCUGCACCAGCAGCAGCAGCAGCUCCUGCGGCACCCGCUGCACCUGGAGCACCAGCGGAAGCAGCGAAGGAAGAAGAGAAGGGAGUACCCGAAUUUUGGCUGACGGCAAUGAAGACGAACGAAAUUAUGGCAACGCAGAUAUCUGAACGAGAUGAAUAUGCUCUCAAGUUCUUGAAGGACAUCAAGUGUAGCAACCUGGACGACAACAAGGGCUUUAAGCUUGACUUUUACUUUGAUAGAAAUCCUUACUUCAAGAAUACGGUGUUGACGAAGACGUACCACAUGAUCGACGACGACGAGCCGAUUCUUGAGCGUGCAGACGGGACGGUUAUUGAUUGGAACCAAGGGAAGAACCUGACGACGAAGAUUUUGAAGAAAAAACCCAAAAAAGGAGCCAAGACCACUAAACCAGUAACCAAGACCGAGCAAUGUGAAAGCUUUUUCAAUUUUUUCAACCCUCCCCAAGUACCGGAGGAUGAUGAGAUCGACCGGGAUACCGCUGAACAACUUCAAGACUUGAUGGAGCAGGAUUACGACGUCGGCUCAACAAUUAGGGACAAAAUUAUCCCUCAUGCCGUAUCCUGGUUCACUGGAGAAGCCCUACAAGCUGAAGAUUUCGACGUUGAAGAUGAUACUACUGAUGAUGAAGAUUAUGAUGACGAUGACGAAUAUCACGAUGAGGAUGAUGAAGAUGAUGAUGAGGAUGAGGACGAAGAUGAGGAGGAAGAAGUACAUGUCCGGAAGUUAUAGGUCUUACUUCAAGAUCUGCAGCUCUGAUUUGAUGGGUACAAAGUUCUGAUUUUUUCUCGUGUGGUUCUCUGUCAACAGAGAGGUGGACCUCCUUCGAAGGCUGCCACAAAGAACUCUGCUGCAGCCGUUGAAGAAGGCAGCGAGAGACCACCGGAAUGCAAUCAGCAAUGAGCGUUAUAGUUGCCCACUGUUAUGCCGGAAGUCAGUAAAAGCUUGAUGGUGGGAAUGCAUAGGUGUUUUCGUUAGGAUCUUUAGUAGGCAGCAUUGGUUCACUCUGCUAGUUAUUCGUAAUCUUUAGAAUUCCACUGAAGAGGCCUGUCCAAAGCAGAGUACAAGACACAAUAUCUUAGUCCUUCAGGCUUCCACUAAUAGGAGAGGCUGCUACUUCUGAUGUUGGCAGCUGGAUUUUUACUAGGUUACAAAAGUAAUGAGUUUUAUUGACUUGUGCCAUGUAUUAAUAACGGGUGGAGUUGAAGCGGUGGAAGAGUCAGAGGACUGACUCUCCUGUCCUUCUUCCCUAGGUUUUGCUCUUACUUCAUAUUAGUACCGUUCCAUUCUUCUAGCUUCUUCUCAUUGAGUAAAUCACAAGUUGACGGAUUAUCCUCC
Messenger RNA from Marchantia polymorpha subsp. ruderalis, 2368 nucleotides. NCBI's taxonomy places the organism in Eukaryota, Viridiplantae, Streptophyta, Marchantiopsida, Marchantiales, Marchantiaceae. The record is from the annotation of a GenBank genome assembly.